AAGAUUUAGAAAGUUUAUUCAGAAUUAUGAUAAACUGUGGGAGGUACUAUAUAAAGAUUGAUUUGAAAGGUGUUAAGGCAUCAGUAGCGAUUCAUUUGUGUUAACUUCAAGAACUUUUUCUUCUUACAUCCAACCAAAACUUAUCCAGCAACAUGAAAUUUGUCAUUUCUGCCAUAGUCGUGCUUGCCGUUGUCGCAGUUGCCCAAUCAUCUGUAAUUGGUCUCGCUGGACCUGGAUCUAUUGCUGUUCAAGCUUCAGUUGCUAAUGGUCCACAAGCUGCUGUUAAUGUUCAUACCAUUCCCAAUAUUGUUGCUGUUCAAAAUGUAGCUGGUGUUGUUGGUGUUGCUCCAAUUGCUGUUGCUGGACCAGCAACCUAUGUUGCUCAGAACCGUGGUGUGGUUCAUGUUGCACCAUUGGAAGGACACGUCCAAUCUGCUGUGUCUCUUAACUUGCAAGCAGCUCCAGGAACUGCCUAAAUGGAUUACGAGACAUUUUAAACCAUAAUUUCAAUUGCAUGAAUUUUGAAAAAACCACCUUUUAACUUUGGAAACUAAAUUUUAAUUUUAACUAAAAUUUAAUAAUAUCGAAAAUAAAAUAUUUUAGAUUAAUUGAUUUGAAUAUUUAUUUGCAUUAAAAACCUCUCAAAUAACACUUUAAUUCUUUGUCAAACUUUGAUAAAUAAUUUAGCUUACUUUUUAAAAAUGGUUUAAUAGUAAGCCCUUUUUAAACAACUG
Eupeodes corollae is the source of this 734-nucleotide messenger RNA. RefSeq names its product adult cuticle protein 1-like. The record is from RefSeq and is a predicted model, not a curated record. The coding region runs from base 153 to 476 and encodes 107 amino acids. NCBI's taxonomy places the organism in Eukaryota, Metazoa, Arthropoda, Insecta, Diptera, Syrphidae. The transcript has 2 exons.